CUGUCGCCAGGCUCCGUCAGUCUUACGUCUCACUGCCUGCUCAACGGCACACAGCCGCUCAGCCGUCAACUCCAUCACUUCUUUCUUGAUUCGAGAUUUUUCCUUUUCAUUUUUCGGCUUCUUCGGCUACCCGCUCAACUCGAAGCACGACUUGGGCACUUCGCUCCGCAGCGUUGUAUGGAUAAUCCGAGUGCGCCGAGCUCAUUUCUGCCCUAUCUGAGAAGAAGCGCACGGUGGAAAACGAUCAUCAACACGAAAGCAAAGCAGCCGUGAUCCGCGGACAUACGGCGCAUCAUGAGAAUACUACAGCUGCCAAUAAGGGAGGACCUGGCAUGGACCGCUGUGUCUAAAUGAAGUGGUUCAGCCAUGCAAUGUUCCUGGAAGGCAGUGAUUCUGCUGGCCUUGGCCUCCAUCGCCAUCCAGUACACCGCCAUCCGGACACUCACCUCCAAGCCUUUCCAGCUGUGCCCCUUGCCCAGCCCACAGAACUGUGGCCUGGGCGGCCAGGAGACAGAACCUCCCUUUGAGCGGGGAGCAGCAGGUGGCGGCGGCUGCGAUGACUACCCUUACUUUUCCAUCAAUGCCACCCGUAAGACCCACAUCUUGGUCCUGGCCACCACCCGCAGCGGCUCCUCCUUUGUUGGCCAGCUGCUCAACCAGCAUCAGGAGGUGUUCUACCUGUUCGAGCCUCUUUACCACGUUCAGACCACACUGAUUCCCCGCCUGUCGCACAGCCGCAACUCUGCCGACCGCCGAGUGAUGCUGGGCGCGAGUCGGGAUCUCCUGCGAAGCCUGUACGGUUGUGACCUCUAUUUCCUGGAGAGCUACAUCAAGCCCACGCCCACCAACCACACCACGGACAAGCUGUUCCGCCGCGGUGCCAGCCGGGCACUGUGCCAGCAACCUGUGUGUGACGCUUUCGGUCCCACUGAUGUUAAUGUGGAGGAGGGGGAUUGUGUCAAGAAGUGUGCAGCUCUAAAUAUGACUUUAGCGGCGGAGGCAUGCCGGGAGAAGCGGUACGUGGCCAUCAAGAUCGUCCGGGUGCCAGAGAUCGGAGACCUGCGCGCCUUGGUGGAGGACCCGCGCCUGAAUAUUAAGGUGAUCCAGCUUGUCAGAGACCCUCGUGGCAUCCUGUCAUCGCGGAUUGAGACGUUCAGGGAUACGUAUCGUCUGUGGCGCAUUUGGAGGGCCACGGGGCGGAGGCCCUACAAUCUCGACCUGAGUCAGCUCACGGUCGUCUGCGAAGACUUUCUCAGUUCCGUGUCCACUGGCCUCAGUCAUCCAUAUUGGCUGAAAGGGAAAUACAUGUUGGUUCGCUAUGAGGAUUUGGCUAGAAACCCGCUGCUCAAGACAAAGGAGAUGUACGACUACCUGGGGCUGCCUAUGGAUAAAAACGUGGAAGACUGGAUACAUGCAAACACUAGGGGCAGCAACGAGCCUUCGGCGAAACACAAGUUUGGUACAGUGAGGGACUCGGCGGCGAACGCGGAAAGUUGGCGUUUGAAACUGUCGUACGACAUGGUAGAGUACACACAGACCGUGUGUCAGAAAGUACUCCACCAGCUGGGAUACAAGGCUGUGAAAUCAGUGGAGGAGUUGAAAAACAUGUCCCUCUCACUGGUACAGGACAAAACUUUUGUACCUUUUUUGUAACAAAGAUAGUUCUCUAAUGACUAUUUUUGAUAUAUUUAUAAAUGUUGCCUUAUAGUUUCCUUAGUUCGUUUUGUUUGUUUGUUUGUUUGUUCCUGUAAUUUUGUUUCUUCAAAUUUGCACUAAACUUUAAAGAUCCUGAAUGCACCGAGGGAACUGCGGAUAAGUCCCCAAUGUUACAGAACAGCACACUUUAAAGUCAAAGUAAUCAAAAGAAGCUAGUUUACAAAAUGUCUCAUUAUUUACUGUCCCACGACGGAUUGAUGAAUAGAACAAAAACGAGACGAGGCGCCGUCUCCAUUAAUUUCCUGUAUGCAAGCUGUCGUUUCAACUCAAGUAAAUUGUCGCCCUUCAAGUCAUGGCGGUGGGGAGGAGGGAUCUGGUCUGUGAAGCAAACGUGUGUUUUUUUUUUUUUUUUUUUUUUUUUUUUUUUUUUUUUUAGACCUGUGAUGACAAAAUUGGACUGUACAAGCCCUACUGUGCAAUAAAUAGUGAAUGUCGCAGUCAACCUUUACCACUAUGGCAUUUCUAUCCAUGUGGGAGCAGAAGAGAUGCUUGUGGCAGAUGUCACACUGCAAAGGAUAAUUGCAGACAAUUAAUGGGCACUCUAGUCGGAGGAACAGCGUCCCACCGGCUGUCAUGAGCGUUCAUCACAGGAUUAAGAGCAAACUGUGAUGGACAAACACAACUAAUGAGCGGUAAUGCUGCAAUCCUCCUUAGGUAUUUCUCCAUUAGGUCACAUAUUUGAAGAUAAUUACAUCAUUAUAAAUACAAAUGUGGAUGUUGCCCAUAAAACUGCCAGGUCCAGAUCAUUUGGAGUGUGAACGUUACACAGCCUCUUCUGUCUUUUAACUAUGAAUGCGUAGACUUCUCCCGUGUAAGGCCUGUGGAUGAUACACACUUUGAAAAAUUAAUUCACCUGAUAAACAUCAAAAGGUCUCACUUG
This is a messenger RNA of Myripristis murdjan (pinecone soldierfish), 2596 nucleotides long. RefSeq names its product carbohydrate (keratan sulfate Gal-6) sulfotransferase 1 (gene chst1). The coding region runs from base 367 to 1653 and encodes 428 amino acids. Gene Ontology annotation, molecular function: keratan sulfotransferase activity; N-acetylglucosamine 6-O-sulfotransferase activity. Lineage: Eukaryota; Metazoa; Chordata; Actinopteri; Holocentriformes; Holocentridae. The record is from RefSeq and is a predicted model, not a curated record. Gene Ontology annotation, cellular component: Golgi membrane. Gene Ontology annotation, biological process: keratan sulfate proteoglycan metabolic process; N-acetylglucosamine metabolic process; carbohydrate metabolic process. The transcript is spliced from 2 exons.